Molecule: messenger RNA, 749 nt
Organism: Amorphotheca resinae ATCC 22711
Lineage: Eukaryota; Fungi; Ascomycota; Leotiomycetes; Helotiales; Amorphothecaceae
Exons: 1
Coding region: 182-601 (139 amino acids)
Source: RefSeq, a predicted model, not a curated record
CAAGACACUACCCGAUUCUUUAUAGUUUAAUAAGUUUUAUAAGCUACCUUACCUCAGGUACCUUAUACCGGCCCGCCUUCGCUUCGCCUUCGCUUCGCCCCCCUUUUACCUUUACUUUCGCGAAUCGCCUCGCUUCGGCCCCUUUACAUUCAAAUCCACCUUACUGUCCGGAUCGCCCACCAUGCCGCCCCCUUUCCGCCCGGAGCCCCUUAUGCUCACCCCCGAGUAUCUCAUCGUUCGCUCCGCCUGGUCCGUCUACUAUGCACUCGGCAGAGUGUCACUGGACACGGUUCUGAUGUUUGUUGUCGUAACCCCGUUCAUGGGUCUUGCGUUGUGUCUCCUCCUGGAAUUCGGGCCAAAACGAUUCCAAAAGGACCCGUGGUUACUGCUAUUCCUGCCUAUUCCAACGUUCAUGUUCAUCGAAGCGGAACUCUGCAUCCAAAAUGCGACACUGUUCCUUCUCUUUUUGGCCGCCUUUUUCGGAUACGUGUGGUGGUCCGGAAAGGAAAGAACGACGCGAAAAAAGGCUCGAAGGAGGUGGUGUCGCGCUUGCCUAAACGAACUCGACAGACAGCAGGUACUGUUCGAGUGGCUACCUUAAAUAGACGUCCUGUCCAAGGUACAAAUAGCAUCUUUCGACUUCUCUCCUCUCAACUUUCCUCCUUCCUCCUUCGAACUUUCCUCCUCCCAACCCAACUUCAACAAAGAUGAGCACCACCUACGACGAGGAGUAAGACCCCCGUGUUCUG